This is a messenger RNA of Anopheles stephensi (Asian malaria mosquito), 1461 nucleotides long. Its product is annotated as sugar transporter SWEET1-like. The record is from RefSeq and is a predicted model, not a curated record. Gene Ontology annotation, cellular component: membrane. The coding region runs from base 455 to 1141 and encodes 228 amino acids. Gene Ontology annotation, biological process: carbohydrate transport. Gene Ontology annotation, molecular function: sugar transmembrane transporter activity. The transcript has 3 exons. NCBI's taxonomy places the organism in Eukaryota, Metazoa, Arthropoda, Insecta, Diptera, Culicidae.
CAAAACAUAAACAAACAACAACAGCCCAAUCCAAGGAGGGAUGUGCGUACAGUGAUGCUCCACAUCCGAAUCCGGUUUUUAUAGAAUUCGGACCCAUUUCAAGUGGUUCUAGCCGAUUUACAUACCCGUCGUCCCGUGGCAACUCAUUUGCCAAGCCGUAGGAGUUCCAAACGACCCAAUGUUCAAGGCCAGUGCUUCACCGAAGAAAGACACUCGUUCGCCGUGCCGUGAUCCGUUGUUGUGGAAGUAAGCCGUAAAUAAUCUUGCUCGCUUAUCAGCCCAACCAGCGUGGCGUUUGAUUUCGAGCAACAACAAAAAAAAGAGUAGAAAGAAAGGCGUCUAUAAUAUAGAAGCCUUUGUCUAGGAACCAUUCCCAAACCAGCGGGAGAGCCCUCUGUUACGUAAUACACUCCGAAGACACACGAUCGUGCUUGAUCCGAGGGAAUCGAUCACGAUGGAUUCGAUUGCGGUUGCGCUGCAACCGUACAAGGAUACGGUCGGUUUGACGGCGGCCAUCGUGACGGUGGUACAGUUCUUCAGUGGAGUGUUGGCCUUGAACGAAAUUCGUCGCCAGGGCAACACGAAGGGCUUUUCCGUGCUGCCCUUUCUGGGCUGCACCGUCUUCUGUCUGCUCAACGUACAGUUUGGCCAGAUGCUGCGGGACGACGGUAUGAUUCGGGUAAACUUCAUCGGGCUGGCGUUGAACUUGCUGUACGUGUGCGGAUUCUACUUGUACACCGAUGGCCCCCAGAAGACGGCCGUUUGGGGCCAGAUAGGGUUGGCCGGUGCGUUCACCGUCGGUGUGCUGUCGUACGUACAGUAUGAAGAUCCGAAGCUGGUCGAGUUCCGGUUCGGUGUUAUUUUGACCGGAUUGUUGUGGAGUUUGGUCGGUAUGCCGCUGCUUGGAUUGGGUGACAUUCUGAAGAAGAAAAGCACCGAAGGGCUUCCAUUCCCGAUCAUCCUGCUCGGUGCGAUCGUUUCCUUCUGCUGGCUGCUGUACGGUAUCAUUCUUCGCAGCAACUUCCUAGUGGUACAGAAUCUGAUGGCACUUGCACUGAGUGCGGUCCAGCUGUCGCUGUUUAUUAUCUUCCCUUCGGGUGCGGCCAAACCACCGCCAAGUCCGGCCAAAAAGCGCAACUAAACGUAAAGAAGACAAUAAUUCCAAAGGCACAAAGACACGAGGGAGCUGUAAGACAAACGUUUGAUGACAAUAACUGUUACAGAAUGAUAAAGCUUCAUCGAAAGUGACAACAAAACGAAGACGAAAUUUUAUGACAAUAAGCAACGUUGUGCAGAAGCACAAACGAUAGAGCUAGCUGUUAGAUUAAAUUAUUCCGUUACUACUCUCUUUUGGACGUUUGAAACGGGAGCAACACUUCCAUGUUAUUGUAUGCUGAAGCUAUUUUGAAUAUCAAAUAAAAAUUUAAAACAUUCACAUUUACAACAACUUUAACAACAAUC